UGAAAACGUCGUCUCAUAGUUUUUCUGUUUGUCUGCCAGCCCCAAUCGUGUUCUGAGGGCAAACUCUUGUUGACCUUGAGUUCGCGGGCUUUUUGUACUCAGUGGAACCGCUCCCUUACGGAUACUUACCCCCAAAACUACGUUAUUAGCAUGUCAAUGAAGUGCUAUGUGAUUGUUUAAGCCUACCACAGGAAUGCAUGCUCUGCAGUUCCCGGGCUGCUCGCCAUGGCCCCUGACUCAGGGCUAUGGACACCGCGAGCGAAUUUUUGAUGUAGCAUUUCAUCCUCUUAGCGACGAUAUUGUACUCACAGCGUCCGAGGACACCAGCUUGCGGUUAUGGAGGCGGUCGGAUGGCGCGGACAUGUAUAAGCAGGUCCGUGCCUACUUUGGACACACUGGCGAGGCGUUACGCGCUUGCUGGUCCGCCAACGGCCUGUUACUUGCAUCAGGUUCGGCGGAUCGGACGGUGCGCCUGUGGGCCGCGGACCUGCAAGCCCCCGAAUACACAGGUCGCCAGCUAGCCGUGCUCGAUGGACACCCCGAGGAAGUAUACCAUGUGGAGCUUUUCAACCCCACCGCACCGCCGCCGUCGCCAGCCCUCCUGCACACCCUACGACAAUGGUACGGCGGAGGAGGAGGAGGAGGAGGAGCAGGCCAGGCAGCGGACCAGCAGCAACAGCAGCAGCUGCCGCCGCCGUUGCCGCCGUUUGAAACGCAUGUGUUGGCUGCGAGUAGCGAGUCGCUGUUCGUUUGGUCGCUUCAGGAGGGUGCGGUGCUGCAGCAGGCGAAUGCGCCCGGCACCAGCGGCAGCACCAUUACGCAGGAAGCCAUCAUGUCUGGGUCUGCCAAGCCAGCCUACAUCUUUGCUGUCAGUCGGCAGCCAGGAUCGAACACGGGAUCUCUCCUCGCGGCCGCUUGUUGCGAUGGAGUGGUGCGGCUGUGGAGCGUGCGACCCACGGGUCACCUGGAGUGGGCGGGUCAGGUGAAGCUGCCCGGUGCUCCUAUGUGCACGGGGUGCGCGUUUGCGGCGGAUGGAGCGAGGCUGGGGGUGACGACACGUGAGGGGCGGCUAGUGGAGCUGGACGUUCGUACUCUCGAGGUCCUCACCUCGCGGCUGCUGCCCUCUUCGCCCCUCUCGGUGGCGUACCUGCCAGCUGGGCCCCUACCGACAGCAUCAGCGGCAGCAGGGGAGGAGGAGGGGCAGCGGGAGAUGUGGCUGGUGGCAUGCCGUGACGGGGCAGUGUACGGAUACGAACUGGAGCAACAAGGUGGCGGCCCCGCCUGUGUGGUGCAGCCCCCCAGUGGGACCGGGGUGGCAGUGCUGGCAGUGGCUGUGUCACCGGGGGGAGCGGCGCUGGCGCUGGGAGGCGAGCCGCAGCAUGUGGCGCGUUUACCGCCCAUGCGGACAAAACAAGAACAACAGCAACAGCCGCAAUCAAGACCAGAGCAACAAGGAACGUCAUCUGCGCCCCAAGCAACCUCCUCCUCCACAAACGGCGGUACCAUCGGACACGGCGCUCAUGCCGGCAGCACAUGCACGCCUCCGCCACUGCAACCUGCAACAACCGGAGCAGCAACCGGAGCUAGCAGGGGGACAGCAUCACCUGCAACCCAAGCAGCAGCACCGGCAGCAGCAGCAGCUGCAGCCGUGGCGGCGCCUGCAAGGAGACGGGGAGGCGGCGGUGGUGGUGGAUCGAGGGGGGCGGUUCUCUCGGGAGGGGGAGCGGCGCUGCGGAACCCGCUUGGGCUGCUGGAGGAGGCAGAGGCGGAUGCGGGGGCACCGGCAGGACCCCAGCGGCAGCAGACGGCGUCGACAAUGCAGGCACCGCCCCAGGGCAGUGAGGAGCCGUCCGUGGCGGGUGGGAUAGCGGGACUGUCACUCCAAGAAGGAGAAAGACGGGGCGAUCAGGCAGGACAAGCGCAGUCGCAAACACAACCGCAGGAGGGGCAGCGCCAACAGCAGCAGGGACAUGGGCACGCAGGGGGGCAGGUAGAGCAGGGGGUGCAGAUCACAGAGGCUGGGCAGACGAAGCAGCGGCAACGAGAGCCUCAAGGGGAGGGGCAUUCGUCCGCGGGAACCAAGACUGCAGCAGCGGAGCAAGGCAGUGGCAAUGUACGUGCGGGUUUGUUCGUGUACCUGGCGCCGGGGCAAUAGCUUUGUAGGUAUGGCCGGUGGUCCUUGCAGGGGGAAGAGGUUGGGUGGCGGUGACAUGCAUGGCAUUGGCAGGAGGGAAUGAAGGAGAGGGAGCAUGAUAGCUUGCGUAGGCUGAGUGGUGCGGCUGGUGUAUGGCCAAGUGUGAGGGGUAAAGAGGAAACAACUAACUGACCGUGUGAUAAGGCAUCAUCAUGGUUUGCCAAGUGUGAGGGGGGUGUGGAUGGUGGUGAGCAAGGGACCAUGGAUCCUCCCGGGAAGCUGUUGGAUGGCACGAGAGCAUCCGGUUCAGUUGUAACGUUUCCGCAUGCAUGUGCUGUCGAGCAUGAAUGCAUGCAUGCAUGGGUGCUGGGAGUUUGAAGGUAUGCAUGCGCACACAAGAUGUACAGGUGGAGCCGCGGAGGAUGGGGAAAGGAAAGAUGGUUGAUUGUAGCAGUAAUCGUACAGAAAU
This is a messenger RNA of Astrephomene gubernaculifera, 2603 nucleotides long. The record is from the annotation of a GenBank genome assembly. NCBI's taxonomy places the organism in Eukaryota, Viridiplantae, Chlorophyta, Chlorophyceae, Chlamydomonadales, Astrephomenaceae.